Molecule: messenger RNA, 18756 nt
Organism: Labrus bergylta (ballan wrasse)
Lineage: Eukaryota; Metazoa; Chordata; Actinopteri; Labriformes; Labridae
Source: RefSeq, a predicted model, not a curated record
GCAACGCUGAGUUCGCUCCCACAGAUUUCUCACCCCCUUUUUUCCAUUCAUUUUUCGAUGAUUUAAAACAACAACAGCAUAGAGAUAUAAAGCAACACCGCCGAUUUGACCUGAAACCUUUCUCCACCACCCUCCCGUCUCCGGAGCCGAGACCGAGAUGGGGAAUGAAGCGAGCAUGGAGGGCGGCGGGCAGCCCGGUGAGCCGGGAGCAGCCGGGAUGAUGGGGUCGGUGAUGCCCGGCGGACCCGCGACAGGACCGGGGGCAGGACAGCACAUUAAGCCGGUCAAUGGAGCCGCUGCUGGGGGAGGAAUGGGAGUUGGAGGCCCCGGGAUGGGAAUGACGAGGGGUCAGAUGGGUUCAAUGGGUAGCCCCAAACCAGGCAUGCAACAAGGAGGCCAUGGAGGAAGUGGAAUAGGAGGAAUGGGCGGAGGAGGAAUGGGAGGAAUGGGAGGCAUGGGCGGAGGAGGAAUGGGAGGAGGAAUGGGAGGCAUGGGAAGCAUGGGAGGAGGUGGAAUGGGAGGCAUGGGAGGAGGUGGAAUGGGAGGCAUGGGAGGUAUGGGAGGAGGUGGAAUGGGAAUGGGAGGUAUGGGAGGAGGAGGAAUGGGAGGUAUGGGAGGAGGAGGAAUGGGAGGGAUGGGAGGAGGAGGAGGAAUAGGAGCAGGCAUGGGCACAGGUGGAGGAAUGGGGUCCAGAGCCGGUGAGCCCUACCGCCUGGCUACCCAUGAGAGUCCAUCUUCCCCCCGUCAUAUGCAGUCAAGUCAGGGGCAUGGCAUGGGGCAGGGUACGGGGUCUGGCCACGGGAUGGGUCACAGCCCAGCUGGAUCCAACAUGGGAGGCCAUUCAGGUCAAAGUCCUGGUCAGCACGCCUCCCGUCGUAAUCUCCAAGUUGACUUCAGUGGUUCGGGUGGCUCCAGAACAGGUCGGACAUCCUCUGUGUCUCCUGACCGCGGCGUGACACCUACUUCGCCCUACUCUGUGCCACAGAUCGCACCAAUGCCUAAGAGCAGGUUGUGCCCAGUGUGCACCACCACAGAGCUGUCCAACCCACCGGCUGUACCCAACUACAACACCUGCACCCAGUGCAAGUCCACCGUUUGUAACCAGUGUGGAUUCAACCCCAACCCGCACCUCACUGAGGUCCAGGAAUGGCUGUGUCUGAAUUGUCAGAUGCAGAGAGCUCUUGGCAUUGAUAUGACCACACCUCGCUCUAAGAGCCAACAGCAGAUUCACUCUCCGUCCCACCAAGCCAAACCCAUUGUCCAGCCUCAGCAGCCGACGCCUCAGCCAACACAACCAACAGCAGCAGCCCAGCCAAAACCUUUGGCGCAGAGUCAGCCCACCCAGCGACAGCAGCAACAUCAGCAGCCACAACAGCAGCCGCAGCAGCAGCAACAGCCUCAGCCCUACGGCCAGACGCAACCCUACUCCCAGUCUCAGCCAUACUCCCAGUCCCAGCAGUAUCCCCAGUCUCAGCCCCAGUUGUACCCUACAUCCCAACAGGGGCCUCAGCCUCAAAGCUCCCCAGGCUUGCAAAGACACCAAGGCCCUGGCGCCUCUCAGACUCAGACAGGGCCUUAUCAGCAGGGCAUGAGGUCAGACCCAUACUCCCAAAGAGGUCCUGGCGCCCAAGGAGCUGUCGGAGGUCCUGUAGGUGGCCCCAACCAGCCAGGAGGUCCACGAAUUCCCCACCCCGGAGCUGUGCCCCUCCCAGGGUUGACCAAGGCCCCCUCCCAACCUGAUUUGGGUCGGGGUUCCCCAAUGCAUCAGUCUAUGGCACGGCAUCAUGAUCAGACCAGAAGCGCCGGCUCUUCUCCUGCCCACAGACCUCAGAGUCAGGCCCCACCUCCUGCCCAGGAUGGCCUGACCAAACUGUUUGGCUUUGGGGCGUCUCUGCUUAAUCAGGCUAGUACACUCAUCAAUGUUGACCCUCUAUCAACUGCCUCCACCCAGCCUAGCCCUGCACGAGGCAAAGUGGUGUUCAGUAAUGCAUCUCCUGACAACAAGCAGCAACAAGGUGCCCCAGGCAGCAAAGCAUUUGGUAUGGGAGGCCCUCAUGCUCCAACUCAAAUGAGUGGCCCUCAUGCAUCAGGCCAAAUGGGAGGCCCUCAUGCAAUGGGUCAAAUGGGAGGACCUCAUGCAAUGGGGCAAAUGGGAGGACCUCAUGCAACGGGUCAAAUGGGAGGACCUCAUGCAACGGGUCAAAUGGGAGGACCUCAUGCACCUGGUCAAAGGGGAGGUCAACAUGCACCGGGUCAAAUGGGAGGUCCUCAUGCACCGGGUCAAAUGGGAGGUCCUCAUGCACCGGGUCAAAUGGGAGGUCCCCAAAUGGGUGGACCGCAUAUGCCAUCCCAAAAGCAACAGACCAUGCCCCAUCAACAAGGAAUGCCACAACAUCAGUCGCCGGCGCAUCAUCAAAAAGGGCUGCAAGGACAACAACCACAAGGAACACAUCAGCAGUCACCUGCUCAUACGCAAAAGGCGCCGCAAAAGCAGGAACCUGCGGUAGCCCCUGUGCCUGCUCCAGAGCCCGUUAAGCCUAAAGUGAACUGUCCUCUUUGUAAAACGGAGCUGAACAUCAACAGUUCUGACCCACCUAACUACAACACCUGUACACAGUGUCACAGCCAAGUUUGCAACCUAUGUGGCUUCAACCCGACACCACAUCUGGUGGAGAAAAAGGAGUGGUUAUGCCUCAACUGCCAGACCCAGCGGCUGAUGUCAGGAGGUGGCCUUGACGAUCCCCCACUUCCUGUUCCUCAUUCGUCUCCCAAGCACCAGCCAAUGGGUUCCCCUCGCCACCAGGCGCCAACCAGUCAGCAAAGCCCUCUUCACAAACUCACCAAUCAGCAGACUCCAAAGGCAGGUCAGCCCCAAACGCAGAAACCACAAGGUGGGACUGGCGGUAGUGGACCGUUUGCUCCGACUGCUGCCAAACAACUAACAGACACCAAGACCACGACACCAGCCACGACAACAGAGAAACAGCAGAAACCCACUGAGGAGAAAUCCAAGACCGAGCCUGAGAUCCAAACUGCCAAAGAGACCAAACCCUCCCAGAAGAAAGGAGAGCCAAUCACACCGAUCAAGGAUCUUAAGAAGUCCAGGCACUAUGAUGACACUAAAAACAACAGUACCCAUGACUUGUCACGUAGCCCCCAGAGCCUCAGUGACACUGGAUAUUCCUCUGAUGGCAUCUCUAGCUCCCACAGUGAAAUAACAGGUCUUAUCCAAGAAGAGGAGAUGAAGCUAAGUGAGAGGGGAAUCUGUGGACGGGGCUCACCACCUAGCCCUUCUGAGAUCACCAAGUUAGAAAGCUCUAUGAGGCCUUUGCUAGAGAAGAGUCUUUCUGAAGACAAGGUGGAAAGAAGGGGACGGAAGCACAGAGACAGAGACUUGGAUGACAGAGGAAAGCGUCCACGCUCCCUGUCAAUCCCACCUGAUGAUUACGACUCUGACGAGGACCUAGAAGAUAUAGUAGAGGAAGAGGAGGAUGGGGGAGACUGGGAGAGCAAACGUAAGCAAGGGAAGGAGGAGAAGAAAGAAAAGAAAAAGAAGGAAAAAGAGGCUGAGCCCACAGAGAUGACGGAUGAGGAGUUUAUGAGGAGACAAAUAAUGGAGAUGAGUGCUGAUGAAGAAAAUGAGGAGGAGGAAGAGAUGGAGGAAGAGGAUGAUGAGGAAGAUGAAGGUUAUGGCUACCAGAAAUCCAAGAAAAGCCACCAUAAGCACAUAUCUGACUCAGGGAAAGAAAAGCGACGUCUUCAGCACCACUCCAGCAGUUUUGAGGAGGAAACUAAGAGCUCUACUGAUGUUUAUAAAGGUUCAGUAGAGGAGGGUGAGGAAGAUGUCAUGGCAUCCCAGGGAGGCCUGAGGCGCUUCAAAACCAUUGAACUUAAUAAUACCAAUAGCUACAGCAGAGACAUGGACUUGAGCAAUGAAAAUGACUUGAGUCUUGAUCGGGAACCAGAGCUAGAGAUGGAGAGUCUGACAGGCUCUCCAGAAGAACGUUCACGUGGGGACUACUCCUCCACUCUGCCAGCAACUUCAUCCUCAUAUGGCUCAGGCCAGUCUCCUACUUCCAUCUCAUCAAUGGAGGAGGACAGUGACAGCAGUCCUAGUAGGAGGCAAAGGUUGGAAGAGGCCAAGCAACAGCGAAAAGCCCGUCAUCGCUCCCAUGGUCCUCUCCUUCCCACAAUCGAAGACUCUUCAGAAGAAGAUGAGCUGAGGGAGGAAGAGGAACUCCUGAGAGAGCAGGAGAAGAUGAGGGAGGUUGAACAGCAAAGAAUAAGGAGCACAGCACGAAAAACCAAGAGGGAUAAGGAGGAGCUCAGGGCUCAGAGGCGCAGAGAGAGGUCAAAAACACCACCUAGCAAUCUCUCACCUAUUGAAGAUGCUUCUCCAACAGAAGAACUUAGACAAGCUGCAGAAAUGGAAGAGCUCCAUCGGUCUUCUGCUUCUGAAUAUUCCCCUCAGAGUCUGGACUCAGAGGCUGAAGGAUACGAGUCCAAACUUUACAAGUCAGGUAGCGAGUAUAACCUCCCGACCUUUAUGUCUCUUUACUCACCAGUAGAGAAAUCUUCAACAACGACCACAACCACAGCACCAUCUUCAACUUCCAAACCGCUUAAGAGUGCUGAGGAGGUUUAUGAGGAAAUGAUGAGGAAAGCAGAGAUGCUUCAAAAGCAACAAAAACAACAGCAGCAACAGCAGCAACAUGGAAGACAUGGGCAGUACUACGAGGAGGAUGUUAAUGGUCAAGGUUAUGAUGAGGAGUAUGAAUAUGAAGAUCAAACAGAAUAUGACAAUGAGGCAGCAGAGACAGAAACAGAUAUUUAUGAGGAGAUCCGCCAAACAUCUCAGAAUAUCACCAAAAUGCAGCAAGCCACCGAUGAACAAGUAGAGAUUGACAUUGAGAGCUCCUUCCCAGACAAACAGCUUUUAGACACAGGCUCAGCAUUUGCUAAGCUACUAGAACAAAGCAAUGCGCUCCUAACUCCAGGGACGAGCCCAACCCAGAUCUCAGCUCCUGUCUCUUUUGCUGAGACUGGAAGUCGGAUUCCUGAUGUCAGGGUGACGCAACACUUCUCUGCAAAGGAUGGGCACAAAGACAGGAUCAAAAGCCAAGCAGGAAAGAACGGAAUAACUCCAGCAGUUGCUGCCACAACUAUUGCAGCUUAUGGAGUGUAUGCAAGAGAUGCAGUGACUAUUUCUCAGACUAGUUCAAGCCACACCAUGACAACAACUCAGUCUGGUACUUAUGGCAGACAAUCAGGAAGUACUGCCACAUCCUCUGCUACAGUCUCAAGUGUAUGCAGCAAGAUUGCAGAGAUUACCCAAGCAUACAGUCAAAGAGAAGUGAUUACUAGACGGGUUGGGGAGACCAGGGGUGUCCAAGUGCGAGACAGUUCAACAUCUUCUACUGAGCGAGUUGUUGAGCCACGUUCUCCCAAGUAUACUACUUAUUAUAGGAGCACCAGUCCUCCUCUUUCUCCAUCACCACCUCCACAGAGUCCAACCCGUUCACCUUCUAGAAGGGCUACAGCAGAGUUCUCUACACAGACUUUUAAUUCAGCACUACGAAUGGAGUCUGGAGCUGGUUCUGGCCCUACAUCUCCAGUGAUGGCUCAGGGAACCCAAACAUCACAUCGAUCAGCCUCUCCUAGACUCUAUCGACAGCAGUCUUCCCAGGAUGCCCCAUACUCACCUCCUCAAAGUCCUGCAAGGCCAAUGACAGUCAACACUGCUACUUCUCCCCUGUCUUCGCCUACCAGAUUUAGUCGCCAGUCUACAUUUGAAACUUAUUCCCCAUGUGGCAGCCCUCCAGACACACCACCUUAUCAACAAUCUCCAACACAAAGCUUCUAUAGAACACAAAGAGUUGAGAGGGUCAAUGUUGGUACAAGUAUGGUCACCACAGCAAGUACUUACACCAGGGGGUCAUUAUCAAUGGAUAACAUCUCCCUGUGUCGAAUAUCUACGGUUCCUGGCACCUCUAGGGUAGAACAGGGACAUAUGAUCCAAGGUGGAAGUGUUGUAGACCUCAGAACAGUCACCAAAAUGGCUCCUAUUAUCAUGACUGACCAAGGAAUGGAUCUCACGUCUUUGGCCACUGAAAGCAGAAAAUAUCAUGGUGGGGCAGAGGGAAGCAGACACUCAACAAUUGUACAACCACUGAUAAUGAACCUAAACACGCAGGAGACCACCACACCAACCACUGUGAGUGUCACUGUGGCUGCUUCCAUGUUCAUGACCCAGCACAAACAGCCAAUGGUCUAUGGUGAUCCGAAUCAAAACAGAGUGGAUCUAGGUCAGGGCAUUGGCUCUGCUGUUUGUCUUUCCCAGAACAAACCACCUUCAACUGACCCAUCAAUACCAAAAAUUGAUGCCAAACUAGAGGACCUCAGUGUCCAGCAGAGAGAACUACAAAAACAACAAGAGAAGCUGCAAAAGCAACAAGAACUCCUUGAACAGCAGUUGCAGCAGCACCAUCAGAUGCAACAUCACCAGCAACAGGCAUCUGCUUUGGCUAGGUACAGUCUUACUGGCCAGAUCCCACCUUUACUGAAAAAAGACUUACUAGUCAGCCAGACAAGCACUGCCUCAGCUGUGGUAAGUGCUGUAUCACCUAUCAUUAAUCCUGAGAUGUAUGGCACUGGUCCAAUUGAGCUGAAAGGAAAGCCCAGCCCUCCUGGUUUAAUGUCUGGAGGCAAUCCACCACAUAGCAUGGUUGUACAGAUGGAUGGAGCGCCAGACCAGUUGAGAACAGUGACACAGCUCAUGAAAGUAGAAGAAGGACAAGAUGCUAUGGAUUUGACAGGAGGUCAAAUUAAACCUGACAACCAGCCAGCUUGCUGUGAUGUUGUUUACCGACUUCCAUUUGGCGGAAGCUGUGUCGGUGGUUCAGAGAAAGAGGGCAUUAGGCCUCCAUCUGCCCCACCCCUCACCUAUGAAUCUGACCACGAGUAUCAAAUGGAUGGACGUAAGGCCUACACAUUACCUUUCCCUGGUAGGUUGCAGUCUUCAAUGUCAGAUACAAACCUGGCUGAGGUGGGUCUGCAGUCCUACCCUUCUAAACUAGAGCCACAGUUUCAAGCCUCAGGAGAACUCACUAUGGAUCUAACUGGUAUGAAGCAGGGCUAUGGAGGGUUCAUGGGGAUGCAGUAUGGUUCCUAUACAGAUUUACGGCAUGGAGGAGACAUCACAGCCCAAACACUGCCCAUAAGGAGAUAUAAUUCCUUGUCUAACAUCAGUUCAGACUAUGGCUACUCUGCUCGAGAUAUUGCAGGUUUCCAAGAAGCUAACUUGGCUCAGUACAGUGCUACAACCGCCAGGGAGAUUAGCAGAAUGUGUGCAGCACUCAAUUCUAUUGAUCGGUAUGGAAGCAACCCAGAUUUGAUGCAGUUUGGUAGUCUGGGGAGAGGAACUGGGCCUGGGACUGCAAGACUUGCAGUAGGUCUUGGCAUGAGACAAAACCUUCUUUUUGGACUCGAUGGGAAGCCAAUCUCCCACAAUCAAGCACUAACCAACCUCAUCAAUGCUAGGCAGGCUAGUCUAAGAGCUAUGUACCCGGCUGCAAUUAGAUCUUCUGACGGGAUGAUCUACUCUACUAUUCAGACCCCCAUAGCUUCUACACUUCCCAUCACAACUCAGCCUGCCUCUGUUCUUCGCCCCCUAUUAAGGGGGGUCUACAGGCCAUACCCCUCUCCUAACAUGACACCUGUGCCCCUAUCUAGUCUUAGCAGACUACCAAUGAGUCCCAGAAUGCCCUUAUCUGGACAAGCUCCAGUCUCUUACCCAGCACCAGGUCUGCUUCAAACAACAUCAACAACUGCACUUACUGCUGCUGCUGCUACAACAACCUUUUCACCAAUGGGUGCCCCAGUAUCUGUGUCCAUGACAAGUAGCUCUACAGUCCAGGAAGAACCAGUAUACCUUGGAAAAGGUGCCACAAUGACGUCAUCAUCAGCAAAUACCUCAGUACAAGGAACAGUCUUAAUCCCAAUGGAGCCACAACAACAGCCAAUAAAUCUGUCCCAGGCACACCUGAACAGUCAACAACAACAGCAAAUGACAAAUUCCCAGCAGUCUCAACAGCCUCCUCCAGCAGGUCAUAGCUAUCCACCCUUAGCACCAUCACACACUCAUGGAUACACUCAGCCUCCAGCAGGCCCAUCUGCCCCCACGGGUGGCCUACCCAUUCCAGGAGGACUUCCUCCCUUCCCUCCACCAGGUGCCAUACACAAGGAGGGUGAAACAGAAGCAGAGAGGCUUCAUCGUCAGCAGGAGCAGCUCCUGCAGAUGGAGAGGGAGCGUGUGGAGCUGGAGAAACUUCGGCAAAUGCGACUGCAGGAGGAGCUUGAACGGGAAAGGAUAGAGCUGAAGAUGCACAGAGAGAAGGAGCAGAUACUGGUGCAAAGAGAGUUACAGGAGCUGCAGAGCAUCAAGGAACAGGUUCUACAGCAACAGCAAAAUGAGCGUGAGAAACAACUUGUCCUUCAAAGGGAGCAGCUGGCCCAGCAGAAGUCACAGCUAGACCAAAUCCAAUCAUUACAGCAUCAGCUCCAGCAGCAGCUUGUUGAGCAGAAGAGGCAGAAAACAGCUGCAGUACAGCUGGAUAUGAACGGACAGCCCAUGCAUCCCUACACCGACUCCCAGAUAAGCUCUCGUUCCCUUCCUAACUCCUCGUCAGAGAUUUGUCUGAGGAGCCAGGAGGAGCAUGUGGAGACCAGAAGCAACAUGAGGAAACACAGCUCCAUGACCAGGCUCAGUAGGGACAGCUUGGACGGAGAUGGUGUGGUGUUUUACAGCUCUCCACGUAGGAUUGUGGACAGCUGUGUGCAGACAGAUGAUGAAGAUGGCGAGGAGAGGUACAUGAUGCGUCAUCGCACCAGAAGGCGUGGUCGCAGUGUUGACUGCUCUGUCCAGACAGAUGAUGACGAGGACAAGGCUGAAACAGGACAGCCAGUCCGCCGUAGACGUUCUCGUUUCUCACGUCACUCUGAGUCCAAUUCUGCUAGUGGUAGCACUGCGGCCACCACUACUGGAGCUACUGAUACCAAAACUGACACUUCCAAGAUGGUAUCCUCAAGUAUUGCCGUCCAGACCAUCAGGGAAAUGUCUUGCCAGACAGAAGUGGAGCACCUAGGAAGAGUCUCCCCAGCAAUCCAUGUGACUUUACCAGACCCAAACAAAGUAGAGAUUGUGCACUACAUCUCUGGUCCUGAACGGACCCAUAAAGGUCAGUCUCUAGCAUGCCAGACUGACCCUGAAGCCCAGUCGCAGGUAAUUGUAGCUCCCCAGCUGAGUAUACCAACCACGGUCAGUCCAUACUCUUCCUCUACCAGUAGUGGAACACAACAACCUGGUUCAGCUGACCUUCUGAACCAGCAGCGCCAGCAGCAGCACAUUGCAGCCAAUGCAGCCAAGUUUGAGCGCCGCCGUCCUGACCCGCUCGACAUUAACUACCAGCCUCACAACCACCUCCACAACGAGUCCAUUUCCAGCAUCAUCCGGCAGCAGCAGUCUACCCCAAAAUCUCCACAAGUCCUCUACUCCCCUGUCUCUCCGGUGUCCCCUCAUCGCCUGUUGGAGAAUUCUCUGUCUAGUGAGAGGCUGAACAAGGCCCAUGUCACACCUCAGCAGAAGUCCUAUACAGCUGAGUCCCCCCAGCGACACCCCUCUGUGCCACGACCCAUUAAGACCACUCAAAGGUCCAUGUCGGACCCCAAGCCCCUCAGCCCCACCAUGGACGAACACACAAAGGCCAGGCUUAACCUCUAUCAACAACAAGCGCUCCAGAGCCAGCUGGCAGCUCUACAGCAGAGCUCACUGCUCCGUAAGGUCAAGAGAACCCUGCCCAGCCCUCCUCCGGACGAGACUACCACAGCAGCUCAUCUGCCCAUGAUGACACCUACCCUUCAACAGGUCUACCUGCCCUCCGUGCCCAGCCUCAAGCCCAGCUCCAGGUCUGGCCUAGCUGCAAAAGCCAGCCUCCUCAAAGACCUUACCCAUGAGCUGAAGGCCGUGGAGCAAGAGUCAACCAAGCUGAGAAAGCAACAAGCUGAACUCGAGGAGGAAGAGAAAGAGAUUGAUGCUAAACUGAGAUACUUAGAGCUGGGAAUCCAUCAAAGGAAAGAGACACUGGUCAAGGAGAGGGAGAGGAGGGAUAUUGCCUACUUGAGGUGUAUGGGGGACACUAGGGACUACAUGUCUGAUAGUGAGUUGAAUAACUUACGUUUAGCAGCGGCAGCUGCUUCCCAUGAGACCAAUGGCCUACUGUCAACAAGGCCAAGCACUGCCCCUCUUAGCCAGUUCACCAGCGAUCUUAACACGGCAGCCCAGUACCCACCAACCUCUUCCUUCCUCUCAUGUCAGUACCCCCAAAGCCAACCGGCAGCACCAACUCAGCAAUCAAGUCUGCCGUACCAGUCUUCAACAUUUAACCAACCACCAUAUCCAACAGUGUCUCAAUCCCAAGCACUGCCACAGCCCACCCCCCUCCAGAGUCAUGCCCCCCCUCCAGGACCUUCUUACCAGUCUCAGUCCCCCUACCCUUCCCACACCUACCCCCAAUCUCAACCCCCAUACCCCCAGACAGACCUUGGGAUACCAGCUGCACCUCAGCCCCAGCCAGGUCAUACAGGUUUUGGGCCUGCACCACCUGGUCAGCCCCCAUACCCCACCCACAGCUCACCCUAUCCAAGCGCUGUGUCCUCCUACCCAAGCCAGACCACCCCAUACCCUGGGCAGCCCCAAGCUGACAUACUGACAGUCCAUCCAGGAAGACCAAGACAGACUUCCCUAGCUGACCUGGAGCACAAGAUGCCCACCAACUAUGAGACGAUCAGUAACCCAACAGUUGUGGUCACUACAACUGCCCAGGAUGCUACCUAUUCCAGUAGUGCCCCUUCUUAUGGUCAGUACACUGGAUCAACAACUAUGGCCAGCUCCUAUGGGCCAUAUAGCUCAGCACCAGUGUCCAGCAGCUAUGGUGGGUACUCUACCAUACCACCAAGCACUUAUGGUCAAUAUACUUCAACCUCAGCUAAUUCUUAUGGCCAGUACACCACAACCACUGCUAAUACUUAUGGCUACACUACCACCACAGCAAGCUCUUAUGGACAGUACACUUCUACAGUUUCCAAUGCCUAUGGGCACUCUGUAGACAGUCCCUCAACAUACAGCACUGCAGAUGGGAUGUAUGGGGCUCCUGGCUUAGAGCAAAACAUUCCAAGGAACUACAUGAUGAUUGAUGAUGUCAGUGAGCUUACGGCAAAAGACGGGCUGGGCACGAUGACAGGGGACAUGAUGCAUCAUGGUGGCAGCGGGCGCUAUCCAGGAGACAUCCAUGGCCACAGCAGCACCAUUGGCAGCACCACACGUGGGGGAACUGGCACCUCCUCUUAUGGCAGGGCACCUGAAGAAGAAGCAGCGUUGCAGGAAGAUCUGUACGACCACCAUGGCAGGGGUAAGAGCAGCUACAGGCACGGACCUCUAGGGGGCAGCAGCAGCAGCGUGAGCUCUAGCAUGGGUGGGGGAUCCCCCUAUUACUAUGACUACGACUACAAACAUGGCAGCAUCCGCUCAGGGGUACAGAAACCUUCGUCAUCUUCUAGAAGCCUCCUGGCUCCUGCUGUCAUGUCCUCCAAGCGCAGCAAGCACAGAAAACUGGGGAGCAUGGAGCAAAAAAUCUCUAAGUUUUCCCCCAUUGAGGAGGCUCGGGAUGUGGAGUCAGACCUGGCCUCCUACUCCUCAGCAGCAGGUGGGACAUACCCGUCUGCUAACAUCCGAGGGCGCAAGCUGAUAGAGGAUUACGGCUUUAAGAGGACUGCUUACGAAAAUGGCAGUGGCACCAGUCAUGGUAGUCGAUACUACGGUUCAAUGAUUGAGGACGACGAUCGGAUUUAUUAUACUUCCACCGGCCGCUCUCGUUCCACUGGCUAUGGCAUGGACAAGAUCUCAUCCAGGGACUAUUCUGGGUAUCGCAGCAGAUCUUACGAGAGGGAUGAUCGCUCCUAUCGAUCUGGCUAUAGCCGAGGGCGCCACCCAACCCGUCAGUUCUCUGAAGAGGAGAGCCCGCUCAGUCCUCUGGGGAGGUUUAUGGGUUCUGGGCGAUCAUCAAGCUUAGGUCCUGACCCAUAUGACAGUCGAAGCAGUAGAUAUCAAUACUAUAUUGGCCAAUAUGGUUCCAGCCACUCGCUACCAGAUGUGCAAGACCACAUACGGGACCUUCCCCGGACCCAUGUCUACAAAUCGGAAGAUACAUACAUUAUAGACGAUUAUCAUUGCGCUGUGUCAGACAGUGAAGCCUACCAUCUGGGUCAAGAAGAAACUGACUGGUUUGAGAAGCCACGCUCCAGUUCUCGUCACUACGGCAGCAGUCAUUCAACUGGGAGGAGCCGGCAUGGUGUCAAACAUACUUACCAUGAUUAUGAUGAGCCUCCUGAGGAGGACCUUUGGCCCCAGGAUGAAUACGGCCAUGGAGGGCGACAAUCCCGUGACCACCGACAUCAUGGAAGCACUGGCCGACAUACUUCCUCAUCACGUCAUUCAGAUGAGCCAAGGUCCUCAAGGUCGACUAAGGGGCACCCCAAAGACCCAUCAAUGCGCCAUGACCCUUCAGGACGCUCUUCAUCCACAGGAAGGCGAGGAGAGUCUAGGUCUGGAGCUUACCACUCUUCUGAAUACUCCCGGGAUCCAUCUGGGCACCACCAUGGUCAGCGUUCCUCAAGACAAGGAGACCCACAUCGUUCCUCACGCAGCAAGUCCCAGCCACCAGGAGACAUGCAGGGCCAACCACCAGGCUCCUCCAGGUCUGGCAGCGCUUCCCGUGCUCAGGGCCCCACUGGCGGGCCAAUGGGAUCAGGGCGACAGGGGGGUCCAGGUGCCCAGACAGAUGGGACUUCAGGACAGAGGACCCAGCUCCAGCAGCAAGCCCAGACAUCAGCAGCCAGACCAGGGCAGCCUGGGGCUGCAGCAGUUCCUGGUCCUCUGCAGCAGUCCCCAGCACAGGGACAAGGAAUGGGCAUGGGGCAGAACCAAGCAAAGCCCGGGCAGAUGGGACCAGCCGGUGGACCAAUGGGGCAGGCCAGACAGACAGGUCCGGCAGGAACCACGCCACCCACAAUGGCCAAGAUCGACACCCCUCCAGCAACAGCUAUUGGAGCAAAGGCAGCACCAGUCAUGGCUAACAAAGCAGCCCAGCCGCCACUUACAGGCAUAGGCUCCAAGGCGGCUCCUAGGCCAGGAGGAAUAGGCAGUGCAGCAGCAGGUCAGCCCGGCAUGGAGGGAGAAGGGAUGCUGUCCAAGAUCCUGCCAGGAGCAGCUGCUGAGCAGGCCGGCAAACUGGGAGAUGCUAUCACCGGUUUUGGCAAGAAGUUCUCCUCCUUGUUCUAAAGUACUAAUUUGAAGGACUAUGUAAAUGUGAAAUGACGACUCUAUGAGGCCUUGUACCAGAAAAACCUGUGACGUUCCCCCUGCUUAUGUUUCACUUAAAGAGAGAGAGAGAGAAGAAGGAGAGAGAGAGGAUGCUGAUGAGAGCUGAGCAUACUGCCAACAAGGACUGGACUCCUCUGGAUACUUCAUGUCUCAUGGCUGAGCGCACACUGACAGAGAGAACUCACUGAGCUCUCUGGCAGGCCAGACAAUCAUUUCAAGCCAACAUCCAUCCUCAGAAGGUCUAUCCUCCAUCCAGUGUCUCCAGCCAAAGAAGUAGACUCCAUCAAACUACAGUGGAGCCCUGGAACUGUAGCAGCGAGACACAUCUCGGGCCUUUGAUUACACUAACUGGCAGCCAGCUGCUACUCUUCUUCCGUGCCAGUAGAGGGAGAUAUGCUUACGUCGCCUGAGAUUCGUGCAGCUGUUGAAGACAAGCCGAACCCAUGGAAGACAUCUGCCACCUCAAACCUCCAUGUUGGUUCAUCGCUGCAGAUCUGAUGGAAGGAAAUGAUGCAGUUCUACUCCAAUAUGCUGACGACUUCACUCUUUAUAGAGCUGCUUUUUUUCUUCUUCCUCUGCUAACAGCGAAAUGGUAUCCAUACCAUAAGCAUCGAUGGCAUGCUAGGAUCCUUGGUUUCACAGUCCUGUGCUCAAACUAAAAGAAACAAAAAAUAUGCAGAGUCUUUCCUCUUUUCUAUCUCCUCGUAAAGUCAAAAAAUAAGAAUGGGGAGAGGAAUAAAACUCAGCGAAGAAACGCAGGCUUUUCUGGUACGAAAGACCUCUUAUUACAUCUGCUACCAUGAGGGAAAUAAAUGGAAAUGUCAUACUGAAUGAAAAAGACAAAAAAAAUGAUGUACACACGCAGAGAGAACAAGUGUGCUGUCCACAGUUUGCUCUGUUUCUAUCUACAUUCCAGAUCGGAAAAACCUUUUGCUUCCACUCUUCUUCGACUUGUCUGUGUUUCUUGAAUGCUGAUUUCGACUUACUUUCUAACCCCCCCCCCACCGCCCAAUAAUCUUUGCCAUGUCUUUAAAGAAGUGUAUAGUGGAUUCAAAGAAGAAAAAAAAAAAGAUGUAGGAAUCUGGAAUGCAUGGAACUUUAUAUCCAAGACCUUACACUGUUCAUCAUUACUUAACAGAGGCCAUAAAAAAACUGGGAUACACACCUUGGCUUAAUAAUGUAAACUAAAACAAAGGAGAAAGAUUUCUGGAGCAACACACAGGAAUUGAGCCACGGGAUUAUAAGGAGCCUUUUGUGUUUUUUUAAAGGAAAGUUGGCUUGGUAUUCGGAGUGAAGCGGUUUGUGGUUGGGUUGUUUUUCAGCCAUUAUAAAGCCAUUAAGACAACAUUUACCUGCGGUGCUUGUGCUCGUAGGGUUUUUCUGCAACUGCUCGACAACAUGGUCCUCAUAUAUUUCACUCGAUGUUGUAAGUGGUUAUCAUUUCUUUGUGUCUUCUUUUAAUGUUUUCUAUUUUAGAGUUUAGUUUUUUUAUUUGCCUGGUUUUUAUUUAUUCUUUUGUUACAGGUUACCAAUAUCGCCUUAAUCAUUUUAAAACGUUUUAUUUUCCAGGGAAAAUGGCAUAUUUUUUUAUUACACCAUGUGAACACAUUUUCAUCACACUUUUUUUUUAAUGUAGAAAUAUCAGCAGGAACACUGGCCACAGGGAGAUUAAUUUAUAUUUUUUUAAUUUAUUUGUUUUUUGAUAACUUAAGUGAUAUAAUUUUUUCUUUAAUUUAUUUUUUUGUAAUGUUUUGUUACCUUCAUCAAGCCCCCCCACACAGUCGAUUUUCUGACUCUUAUUUAUUAUCAAUACUUACAAAAGCAAUAGAGUUAGUGGUAAAGAAAGUUAAGAGCACAAUCUUGUGUCAUUUUAAAAAGUUGGUGAAACAGUAAUGUGUUGCCUCCGUCUGUCUACUUUAUCACUGAUGAACCGUUAAGACUGACUUUCACUUACCACAAAACGUACUCCAAUAAUGUACCACUUCUGUACUGAUACAUCCGAGAACAGGAGAUCACCGAUGAACAAACAUUUGGUACCGCCCAGAUCUCCUCCUCCAAACCGAUAAUGAGACAUCACGAUGUCUUCAGUCAGCGGAUCGGAGUGAAAAGCUGCUCUUAUGAGCCAGCUGUCUGACUGAUCCGCAGCACUGCAGGACAGCAGAGAGGCACUGAAAAGCAAACACGUCACACUUCACAGCAGAACUGGACUUUUGACGUCGCAACCUGCAGGGGUUGGGGGUGUGGAUGUGAUUCUUUCUGACCAUCCAAGAUGGAUGGAGUCCUUACACGUAAAGUGUGUAUCAGCAUGUGUCUUCACUCUGUCAACUGUGCACAGUGCACGGGAAAGCACACUCUUAGAUAGUGUUGAAAAAGAGAGAAAAAGAAGUCAGCACUCAUGUGACUGAGGAACCAAAAACAUCACACUUGGUUGUGUCACAAAGCCACUCGCCUUUUUUAACUUCUCAUUUUCUAUUGUGGUGGCGUCCAGACCUGCAACCCAACCCCGCCUCCCCCCUCAAAAAAAAAACCUCUCUCUCAGACUGUCAGUUGUCAUGGAUACUUCUCAGGUCAGUGUUCUCCCUGCUGUUGCUCCUGCAGUGCAUUGUGGGAUCUGUGGUUCGGUACUCAAAAACAUUACUCUGUCGGGCCAAAUAUUGUGAGGCCUUCAACGAACCAACCGACUUCUGCUGUAUAUUGUCUGUGUGAACGCUCGCUGGGAACUUUCGCAUGCUGCCCGGCGCGGGAAAAAAACCUCAAAAGUCACCUCUAUAUUGUUCUGUUCCUAAUGUUUGUAUGUAAGUGUGUGAAGGUCCGUAUGCGUGUAUUUAACAACCAUCAUACAAUGUGGAAAAGAAAAGAAAAACAAAGACAACCACAAGUUUUAACCACAACAAAAAUGGUGAGCAGAAGAGGCGACCUCUCAUCUCCAGUCCUUCUAUGCAAUGAAUCAUAUUUGGGGAAAGGAAACAGAAACACAAGGAGGAAAAGUGAAGUGGAAACACAAAAACGGGGAAUAGUCACACAAGCAUUGUUUUAUCACACCUGAGUUUAAAAUCAAAAAAUUGCUUUCUUGUGGAAAUCCUCAUAGUUUAAAAAUAAGGAGGUUCUGUGACUUUGUUUGUGUAAAUUGUAGGUCACCAGUAAUUUAUGAAAUAAUAGGAAGGUUGUUUAUAUUACUUGUGUUUACCUGGCAUGUUCAGGAUGCCCUAUUCUCUCUCUAGUUGGUGCUUCUGCCAGAGGGAUUUCAAAAUAAAACAAGGGCAGGUGGUGGGUUGAACAUACAGAAAAUAUGUCAAGAGAUCUAUAGAAAUACAUUAUUUGUAUGAAUUAAGAAUACAUAUAAAUACUGCAAUAUAUCCCUUAUGUUUAGUUUGUGUCUGCAGAGGUGUGAAGAAGAGAAGGUCCUUUUAUUGUUUUUGUUUUUUUACGAUUACUGCCAUCUGUCACCAAAAUGACAUGCUCAGCUACCUUAAUGUGCCCUUGUUCUCAUGUUGAAGAGACAGAAAUAUAAGAAGAUGAUUUAGGUCAAACACAAAGCCAGUUCAAAUACCUAUAUAUACACAGAUGAUAGAUAAUAAUGUAUAUCAUAUUGAAGAGUAUUGAGGGCUUCUGUUGAAGCGCUAUUCAAGGCAUUCCUACAGGGAACUAUCCGGUGUGAGAGUGUUUGUGUACAUGUGUUUGAGCGUUGAAAAAGUGCACUGCCACGACGGAUUAAGAUUUAUAAGAUAAAUACACUGUGGACAAAUAAAUAUCUGUACCUCAAACAAGAUAACAAAACUAUCUAAACGUGUAUCAAGCCAACAUGGCAAAUAUAUAGAGAGGCUAUUUAUGAAGAAUACAGAUUUUUUAAAAAGAGGUGGUUUUAUGCAGUAUAAAAAACAUCUCUUUAGUCCUUCAAAACUCCUUCGAUAACUUUUUUGAAGUUUGGCCUGAUAAGUCACUGACAUUGUAAUAAAAGCUAGUAUACAUAUAUAUUUAUAUUUUGUGAAGCAUUAAUGAGAGGAUUUAUUUAUUUUAGAAUUUAUUUUAUCAUACAGAGAGGAGUUACAGAGCAGGCUGGGAGUAAAGAAAGAGUCGGUUUCAAAUAAUGUGACAUAUAAAGAGUUUAUGCAGAUUUCAUAUAUCACUUGAUUUAUGCACAGCCCAGAAUAAUCACGUUCAACACAUAUUUUCUUGGAGAAGAUAGUUCUUUGAGUCGUCCUUAUUAAACACGUGUCCUGGUUGUUUGGUCUCAGAUCAUGAGAUUGGUGCGUAAAAUUAUCGUUCCUGUUCCAGGCCUGAAAUGCCAGUUCAGGGUUUCGAUGUAUCGAAGAUUUGAAACUGACAUAAUGUAACUCCAAUGGUCAGCACUGAAUUGAAUUGUUUUGGCAGUGUCUUAAGCCUCUGUAGAGAAUUUCUUGCUAAUAUUUUGGUCAUGUUUGGAUCCACUUUCUCUGUCACACAUUGCUUGUUCCCGUCGAGAUGUUUAAAGCUUAGAGCAGUGAUUUCACAGGUACAUUGCCACCAGAUCAGUGAAUAAACCAUUGAAGGAUAAAAGAGAAAACACUUGUUGAAGUAGAACACAAAUAUUUAGAAGAAGAGUUUAAAUUGACCCAACAUACCAACUUCCUCUAGUGUAUGUCAUGUGUGUUGGAAGUUUGUAAAGCAUUUUAGAUGAAACGUUCCUAAAUCACUUCUGCCUCAGGAAAGCAAAGCAUUAAAGCAACCGAGACGUUCCAUUAGGCGUUAGAAAACAUUGGAUGGAUUUAUGCAGGGGCAAUAAAUCUGAUGUUCGAUAAAACGACACAGAUGUGAUCUUCCCAUUGUGAUCAAUAACAAGAGGAGUUUAGUAAUAUGCCUAUCAAUCAGUCAUUUAGAUGUAAAAAUGUGUUGCUCCUGUGUGAAAACAGCCACUGAAGGUGACUUAAAUAUGCAUAGCAGCAAAGGGCUUGAACAAUACAAUACUAGUCACUGAAGAAAGCCAUUCUGUUACUGCCCUGAAGCCAGUAGUGGACUCUGUCUAUGCUCUGCAGCGUGUCUGUCUAUAUCUAGAAAAAUGCAACCGACUUUGUUCCAGAUUACCACCAUCACCUGUGGUCAAAAUGGACACACUAUCACCUGUUCUUAACAGUUGUUUAAAGCACAAAUGUAGACAACAGUCAAACAACUUAGAGUUGUGUUUCAUGUUAUAGUGUGAACAGAUAUUAAUUGAAAUGGGCACGGGGAAAACCCUUUUUCCUUUUACCCCCUAAUCCCUUUGACAAUAGAAGAAAAUCCUGAGUGAAAAAAAUGUGUGAUUUAAAAUGUCUAAAUAUACAGAACUAAAGUUUCCAUUAACUGUC